ACUGCGGCACGAUGGUCGUCACGAAAGAUACGUUCCUGCCAACGGAGGAAGAGCUGACGGUGCCGGAGAUUAACCUUUCCGGGCCAGCUCUCCGUGCCGGUGCGUUCCAUCUGGGCAAGUACUGUGAAGCGCAAAACAAUGAAUUCAUGUUAUGCCGCCAAGAGCUGGAAGACCCGCGGGCUUGCAUUAACGAGGGCAAAGCGGUAACUAACUGUGCGUUCGAGUUCUUCCGAAAGCUAAAGAAGACGUGCGCCCAGGAGUUUACGCAGUAUGCCAACUGUCUGGACAAGAGCAGUGGCGAUUUGAAUUUCAAGCACUGCCGCAAAACGCAGGGCGUUUACGAUAAAUGUGUACUGGACAAUAUGCAACUGGAGCGUCCCGAUUAUGGUUAUUUCUGCCGGGCCAAGGUUCACGCCACGGAACGCCCACCGCCACCGAAGAAAGAGAAGGUGGUGUAUCCGGACGCUACACCAGGACUGCCGGAAGAUUAUCCACGACCCGAAUCGAAAUAUGGUUCUCGUUUCCACUGGCUGAACUAG
This is a messenger RNA of Anopheles maculipalpis, 539 nucleotides long. RefSeq names its product NADH dehydrogenase [ubiquinone] 1 alpha subcomplex subunit 8 (gene ND-19). Lineage: Eukaryota; Metazoa; Arthropoda; Insecta; Diptera; Culicidae. The transcript is spliced from 3 exons. Gene Ontology annotation, biological process: mitochondrial electron transport, NADH to ubiquinone. The record is from RefSeq and is a predicted model, not a curated record. Bases 12 to 539 code for a protein of 175 amino acids.